AGCGUGGGUGUGUGCUCCAGUGUGCAGCGUGUUAAAAACACGGAGCCCAGUGGUCCCGGUGAGUCACUCCGUGAUGUUCGUUUUUCCAUGCUGACGACCACCGCGAGCUCAUCGCUCUUCGCGUGAACUUUUUUCCGAGUUGUUUUUAAAUUAUUAUUAUUAUUAUUAUUUUUAUUAUUAUUAUUAUUGUGGAAGGUGUGCGUGUCAAGCGCGCAGACGCACACCGUCGAACGAUGGACUACCACGCUUUAUGCACCAUUUGUGGAUUUUUCGUGGCGUUGCUGAGCGCUCUCCCCGGCACGUGCGCACAGAAAACUAAGUGCGGCCUCUCGGAAUUCUGGAAUUCCGACCUGGACGCGUGUGUGCCGUGCGCAUCCUGCAAGCAGUACCCCAAGACGCCGUCGUGCAACACAUGCAAACUGGUGGAGGAGACGUCGGACGUUUGGAAGCUGGCAGCCAUCAGUAGCUUCUCGGUGCUGGCCGUGGUCCUGGUGGGCGCCGCGCUCAUCAUUGGGGUCAUGGUGCAUCGGCGCAAAUCGCACAAACUGCCUCUACGAGAGCCAAUUGAAGAAACUGCAGGGCCACUUUAUCAAGCUUAAACAUUUCACCUCGUCUUCCUCCGGAAACAAAACCAUGUGACCGACAGAAGCAAGCAGUGACCGCCCCUUCCCCCCUAUCCGCCCCCACCGAGGCCUGACCUGACCUAAGGACCUUCCGGACUGCCCACUGUGUGCUCUGACUGACUGAGCGACCACAGGCUUUCCCCUGACAACGAAUACUUUUUUUUUUUUUUUUUUUAAAGGACCCUUAUUUAACUGCAGAAACGGCGACAUCACGCUAGGGCGCCUUUGAACGAUGCCCCCCCCACCCACCCCGCCCCCAGGUAGAAUGAACACUUGGACCCUCACAAGUGGGCUGUUAUCUUACGUAACAGAAUGAAUGUAAGUAUGAAGAGGUCAAAGGUCGGGCUUCACACUGUCGGGGUCUGUUUGAAUGUAGCUAACGUUUAGGUGAAGCGUCUUCUCUCUAGACAAUCGUGCACUGUUACUGCGGCUCCCGCCGACGCCGACCGAACCGCGCGCGCGCGCACACACACACACACGCACUACUUUUACACUACUUUUUCUGUCUGUGUCAACUCUAAUCAAAUCAAAUCGUGAUUCUAUCGGCGGAGGCAAGCUAUCGCCAACGACACUUCAUGUGGAAAUACUGACGACUAUUUGUUUGUUUGUUUUCCUUCCAUCAAAAGGACUAUUUGGGCCACACUGACUGGAAAGCGGGAACAUUUAAAACGGUUUGACAACAGAGUGUGAAAAAAAGCUCCCGUUCAGCUGUUCUAGAAGGCUUUUUUUAAUGUACAGGUUAUUUGUUUAAAAAGUGCCAUUUUUCUGUCUUGUCUGCAGUGCGGCCCAAAUAGUCGUUGGUUGAAAGCCUUCAAAUCUUUUUUUUCCUCUGCCACGACAAGGUGCGCAAAAUUUCGAUUGCGGGACUGAAGCUAGAAAAAGUCAACACACCCAAUGUUCAUAUGUGAGGUGUUUUCCUCGUUGCUUUUAAAGAUCACUUUUUUGUCCCCGACAGAGAUUACCCAUAUUGAUGAAUAUAUUUUAGGGAGUGUAUGGUUAACAUUCAACGUAAUGCUUUUUUUAAUUUUUUUUUUUUUUUUUUUUGUAAAUUACAAGCAAAUUUUCUUCAGAUUUUUGGAUUUGUCAAAAGUUCUACCAGGCCAGCUGUGAUUUGAACUAACAUCCUCCUAAUGAGUUCAAUGCCCCCCCCCCUCCCCCGAAUCGAUAUCAAUGUCGUAUACAUGCACUGGCUUCUUUUGACCCGAUUGCAGUCGUCUGAAUAGCUUUUGAGAACCAAAAUGUAUUUUCACAAUAAAACGUUGAACUUGGAA
This is a messenger RNA of Hippocampus comes (tiger tail seahorse), 1894 nucleotides long. Its product is annotated as tumor necrosis factor receptor superfamily member 12A. NCBI's taxonomy places the organism in Eukaryota, Metazoa, Chordata, Actinopteri, Syngnathiformes, Syngnathidae. Gene Ontology annotation, biological process: positive regulation of extrinsic apoptotic signaling pathway. Gene Ontology annotation, molecular function: protein binding. The transcript has 5 exons. Gene Ontology annotation, cellular component: plasma membrane. The record is from RefSeq and is a predicted model, not a curated record. The coding region runs from base 234 to 599 and encodes 121 amino acids.